UUGGUCCGCCUCUCUCCUCCCGACCAGUUCGGCUGUUCUCGUCGCGGACCGUUCAAGUGGAGGAGGAAAAGGAAAGGAGAGGGGAGAGAGAGAGAGAGAGACUGGUCGCACUGGGAAGGAAAAAAAAGUAAACGAAAUUAAAUAUUAACAUCAACCGUCAGCGAAAAGUGAGAGCGGUACGAAUCGGCAGCUUUAUGAAGACGCCAGCGAGGUCCACGUAGAGCUGGUUGUCCCACAGUAUAUGGUGUAAACACAUUAGCUAGCUAGUGUAGUUGUGACAUUGCGCCGUGAGCGACACAGCGGAGGGAAAGGUCUCCUCCCAGUCUGUUGACGGAUACAGUUUGGCUUCAUUGACGGGAGACACGGCUAGACCUGACUGUAGGCUACACAACACAACACCGGCCAGAUGUGUGGAUCACUGGGUUCUGAACUGUACGGACUAAGUGCUAUAGAUAAAGACACUAAUAGACAGCAUGUGACUCGUCGUUCAUCACUCCUGAAGUUAUCACCCGUUUUCCUGCAGGCGUCAAGUUCAGCGCUGUAUUGCCCAGGAUGUCUUCCAAGGCUCACAGUUCCAAUAACAUCGCCCAUGCUCGGCGGACGGUGCAGCAGCUGAGAAUAGAGGCCAGCAUUGAGAGGAUAAAGGUAUCCAAGGCCUCUGCAGACCUUAUGAACUACUGCAGUGAACACGCCAGAAACGACCCUCUCCUUAUGGGCAUCCCUGCCUCAGAAAAUCCCUUCAAGGACAAAAAGCACUGCACUAUAUUGUAGUGGAUGCCACGUAGCCUUUAUGCGUUUAUUUGUUUGCUUAUUAAUGUUGCUGUAUUCUUUUUGCUGGGAGGAGUGAAGGGUGGACUGCGAUCGUAUCAUUACCAUGUGUUCACCGGUUCUGUUAACAAGUCAGCAAUUCAACCAGGAGUUUCUCAAAAACAGCAGUUCGUAGUGAGCAAAAGAAGGCCCCACUAAUGCCACUGUUCAGUUUGAGCUCUGACCAUUAACUGUUAAGACUUGGGCUGCUUGAGUUGCAAUGGGCAUCAGGUACAUAAUGUUGCUUAAAUAGUAAUCAACAGCAGAAUAUUGUAAUAGCACUGGCACUCCUCCGUGAUGGAUUUGGUCCAUACCCUACUGUAUUACUCUCACGUCCAUUGGGAAGUGACUGUUACUGUCUCUCUGGUUUGCCUUAAAUGGAUCCCUACAGCCGAAGUUUCCCUUCAGUCCUUAAAAAGCAUAUUAGUUUUAAGAUGGAUAAUAAUGGCUCUUAUCAUGUGGCUUCAGUCUUCCCACCAGUUCCGAUCACUGAAUUCCAGUGUUGUAGUAUUCAAGAUCGGUCUUGGUCUUAAGACCGGUCUCAAGACCACUUUUUGAAGGUCUCUGUCUCGUCUCGGAAUCGACCUCAUAUUUAAUCGGGCUGGUCUCUGAUCCGGAUAAAGUGGACUUGGGAAUGUAUUUCAAGACCGGUCAAGACCACAACUGCAGGGAUAUCACUAAGUGGCCUAAUUGUCCUAGUUAACAGCAUUACUGUGAUUGGAUGUAAAACUUCCUGCUUCAAAUGCAACCAAUAACUUGACUUAUUUCUAAUUUCACUCCCAAGAAAGUGAAUGCGAGAGACAGGAGAGGCUCUGGCAGUCUGG
Perca fluviatilis (European perch) is the source of this 1631-nucleotide messenger RNA. It is a transcript of the gene gng12a, whose product is annotated as guanine nucleotide binding protein (G protein), gamma 12a. Gene Ontology annotation, molecular function: G-protein beta-subunit binding. Lineage: Eukaryota; Metazoa; Chordata; Actinopteri; Perciformes; Percidae. Gene Ontology annotation, cellular component: heterotrimeric G-protein complex. The record is from RefSeq and is a predicted model, not a curated record. Gene Ontology annotation, biological process: G protein-coupled receptor signaling pathway. Bases 553 to 771 code for a protein of 72 amino acids. The transcript has 4 exons.